UCUUGUGCUUCUUAUUGCGAUUGGGCCUGAAUAGAGCGAAUUGGUUACAGAGGAUUCACAUAGGGAAUCCAAACUAGUUUUGGAUUCAGAUUUAGUUGCUUAAUCGAACGAUUGAAUCACUGUUUCGAUUGGGCAGGAAUAGAAAAAGGAAAUAGGUCAAGAAUAUUACUGAUUCGUAGAGUCCAUUUUUUCUGGAAACGAAAUACUGUAUAUAUGAUUUAAACGGUGAUGUUUUAGAGAUAAUUUGAUGAUACAUAUAGCAUUCUACAUGAUGUGAUUUUACCCUGCUGUGUAUACUAACGUGUAGUUCUUAUAGUUCAAAGACAAAUAAUGGGACAUUUAUUAGAUAACAGUAUUAACCAGUUCUCUAUGAGAAAGAGAGAGAGACUUGGGGUACCUGAUGACUAUGUUGACAAAGCAAAAGUAUGAAGAAAGUUAUUGAAUUGUCAUGUGAUUCUGAUAUACCUCAGUGCAAAACAGGAUGAAGUGACUUCUUUGUUGAACUUAAACAUAUUGUUAGUAUACAUUGGGUGUUAAAGUGUUAUACUUCCUAAAUGAUGUUGAUUGGAAUGUUUGUUCCUUAAUACAAGUUGAUGCAUCUUUGGAUGACUUGAAAAGAAAAGUAGGGAAGGUUCUUGAGAAGAGGGAUUGUAUAAGUUGGCCACUUUUUGACGGAAGAAAUUCACUUUUUAUAAAUCUGUGUCGAGUUGCAGAAAAUACCUCAAGUUACGAGGGGAAGCUACUUCUGGAAAAACUUGUACUUAUGGCAUCACUUCAAGAAAGCUUGCAAAGGUUCAAGAAGCAGCAAGAGAAGUGCCAAGCUAUUACUAGUAUGGCUGCCAGAGCAGGACCUUCCAAGGGAGCUCCUCCAAGACCAGCUAAUGCAAAACCUCCUGCACCUGCAGUCAAAUUUUCAAAUGACACGGAAAGGCUCCAGCAUAUAAAUACUAUAAGGAAAGGGCCUGUUGGGUCUCAGAUGAAACGUGUCAUAGACUUGCUUCUGGAGACAAGGCAAGCUUUCACACCAGAACAGAUCAAUGAAGCAUGUUAUGUUGAUUUAAUUGGCAAUAAAGCUGUGUUUGACAGUUUGAGGAAAAACGUCAAAGUAUAUUAUGAUGGCAAUCGCUUUUCUUAUAAGUCGAAACAUGCUCUGAAAAAUAAAGAGCAACUACUUAUCUUGAUAAGAAAAUUCCCUGAGGGUAUUGCUGUUAUCGACCUCAAGGAUGCAUACCCGACUGUCAUGGAGGACCUGCAGGCUCUCAAAGGUGCUGGUCAAAUAUGGCUGCUGUCAAAUUUUGACUCCCAGGAAGACAUCGCCUUCCCAAAUGAUCCACGAGUACCCAUUAAGGUUGAUGAUGAUUUGAAACAGCUAUUCAGAGGUAUUGAAUUACCACGUGACAUGCUUGAUAUCGAAAGGGAUCUGCAGAAGAACGGGAUGAAACCUGCUACAAACACUGCAAAGAGAAGGGCAAUGGCACAAGUCCAUGGCAUUGCUCCCAAGCCCAAAACCAAAAAGAAGAAGCAUGAGAUUAGCAAGAGGACUAAGCUUACAAAUGCUCAUCUUCCAGAACUCUUCAAACUUUAGAUAUCUAUUGGUUCAUAAACUUCUCCCGAAUAGAAAAGAAGCACUGGAGUUCCUCCUCUCCUUUCCAGAUUCUGUUGUCUAGUGACUGAGCCUUAAAUACCUAAUGCUUUACCAUACGUCUAGCAUGAAGAGUUCUUUACGAAUGGUUAAAGUCUUGGUGUUCGGUUUCUAUUCACAAGGUUGUGUUUUGUUUUUACUGACCUGUUAAACUUGGGGGUGGGAAUAUGAUACUAAUAAUUUGUGAUUUUAUUACUGACUUGGGGUUUUGGACCAUCACAUUGUUAUGUUCAUGAAGAUCAACAUCAUUUUGUAUCAUAUUGUUUGAUAUCAAUAUAUAUUACGAUUAAAAUUAGUAA
This is a messenger RNA of Solanum pennellii, 1941 nucleotides long. RefSeq lists its product as uncharacterized. Lineage: Eukaryota; Viridiplantae; Streptophyta; Magnoliopsida; Solanales; Solanaceae. The record is from RefSeq and is a predicted model, not a curated record. Gene Ontology annotation, cellular component: transcription factor TFIIE complex. Gene Ontology annotation, biological process: transcription initiation at RNA polymerase II promoter. The transcript is spliced from 5 exons. The coding region runs from base 764 to 1585 and encodes 273 amino acids.